AUGUUGUCCUCUUCGGUGUCGACUCCAUUCAGUGUUCGUGAUAUUCUCAGCGAAGAUCAACAACUCGGCGUCAUGGAUUGUUACGCGCAUCAUCAAAAUCAAGUUCAACAACAUGUGCAUCAAGAAUAUUAUUCAUACAACGUUGUGUCUGAAAACAAUUGGGAAAUAGAUAAAUUUAAGGAUCAACCGAUGCCCAGUUAUCAACAUUAUUCGGAUCUUAAUCACGUUCAUCAAUUGAGUCAGGUGGUACCGCCAUACCAAGAGACUUCUAUCACUGAAGACGGUAACAUUGUUACGUCCAGCAAGACUGAAUUGCGCAAAAGCCAAUCUGGUAAAAGAACGAAACGAAAGCCAAGAGUAUUGUUUUCGCAAACACAGGUUUAUGAAUUGGAGCAGCGAUUCAAACAGCAGAGAUAUCUGAGCGCACCUGAGAGAGAAUUGUUGGCUCAGUCACUGAAGCUAACCAGCACGCAAGUAAAAAUCUGGUUUCAGAAUCGACGAUAUAAGAACAAACGCGCCCGAAUCGAGGAUGCUGAGAAGUUGCAGGCACAGAAUAUGAAGAAUCAGCCCUUGAAGAAGAUCGCCGUACCGAUCCUCAUCAAGGAUGGUAAACCCAAUGUACAAGAAUCCUACAACGCACCUUAUUGGCCAAAUAUCCGAUCGGAUUUAAACGCUCCGAUACAGACAGAUUUUCGGACAAAUGAGAUUCGUCUUAGUCCCGACUUCAGGUCCAAUUCGAACGAGAUGAGGAUUGAUUCCAAUAUCAGUACGGAGUACAAACCAGAAGUAAAUUCAGACAUGCCCGGAAGAUCAAGUCUGAAUGACAUGGCAGACAAGCAGCACGUUCCAGAAUAUAGGAGCAAUUUCGUGACGGAAGCUACGCCGAAUGUACACGAUUGCAAUCGAUUAAUUAAGUCGGAAUUUAAGACAUGCUCUAACACCAACGAAGCCAUGUCUUAUCCAGACUUGAAAACUGUUCAGUCAGACAACAAACAGCUUAUGACUGAUAGGCGGAUGUCUAUGGAUGUCUCUAAUGGCGAAUAUGUGUUUUCGAAUUAUCUUGCUCCUACCAAUUACCAAAUGCAAUACGUGAAUUAUAUGGAACAGGUACCUAUGGAUCAAAAUCUUCAACGACUGUGGUAG
This is a messenger RNA of Trachymyrmex septentrionalis, 1143 nucleotides long. RefSeq names its product homeobox protein Nkx-2.5-like. NCBI's taxonomy places the organism in Eukaryota, Metazoa, Arthropoda, Insecta, Hymenoptera, Formicidae. Gene Ontology annotation, biological process: regulation of transcription by RNA polymerase II; cell differentiation. The record is from RefSeq and is a predicted model, not a curated record. Bases 1 to 1143 code for a protein of 380 amino acids. Gene Ontology annotation, molecular function: RNA polymerase II cis-regulatory region sequence-specific DNA binding; DNA-binding transcription factor activity, RNA polymerase II-specific. The transcript has 3 exons. Gene Ontology annotation, cellular component: nucleus.